AUGGCCGAGUCUACUGUUAAGGCAGUGGUCGGGAACGUGAGCAACCUUGCCGUUCAGGAGACAAGCCUGCUAUGUGGAGUCACCCUUGAAGUUGAGUGCCUGAAAAAUGAGCUUGAGCGACUGAAGUGGUACCUGAAAUCUGCCGACGCUAAAUGGAGAUCAGGAGAUGACCGUGUGGCUACCUGGGUCAGCCAGAUCAAGGCCGUCUCAUAUGAGGCUGAGAAUGUCAUCGAGGUCACCGAUUACAUGGGCAAGCGAAACAGGCUCAAGAAGGGCUUCUUAGGUGCCAUCUCAAGGUAUGCUCACUUACCCGGUGACUUGAUCACUCUUCACAAAGUCGGUGUCGAAAUCAAGCGUGUAAGAAGGAAGCUCGAUGAGAUAUUUCAAAGUGCGGAACGUUUGAAAUUUAUUUUAGACAGUAGUGUUGUUGACGACAAGGUUCACGUAGAUGGUGAGUCUCAACAAGAGUAUGGUCUUAUGUACGAAAACAUUGAAGAUGAUUUUGUGAUGGUUGGCUUUGAAGAUGAGUAUGAAGAAAUAGUUGAUAAAUUAGUUGACAUAGACAAGGAUCUUAGUGUUGUUUCCAUAGUUGCCAUGGGUGGUGCGGGAAAAACAACACUUGCUAGAAAAGUCUACUCUUCAUCUAUAGUUGAACAACACUUUGAGAAAAUUGCUUGGGUGACUGUAUCUGAAAAGUAUAAGGGCAUUGAUUUAAUGAAGGAUAUUAUGAAACAAUUAAUGGGGACAAGGGGUGAUUCACUUGAACAAAUGGAAGAGUAUGAGGUGGGAAAAAAAACCCAUGACUUUCUCUUGCAUAGAAGAUACUUGGUAGUUCUCGAUGAUGUGUGGGAAACCAACACAUGGGACCAAAUAAACAGAAAGGUCAAAGCCUUUCCAAAUGCAAGUAAUGGCAGUAGAAUACUCUUAACCACUCGAAAGGAAGAUGUCGCAAAUCAUAUACAAAUGCCAACCCAUGUUCAUCAUUUGAAGAAGUUAGACGAAGAUGAAAGUUGGAAACUUUUUAACAGCAAAGCUCUACCAUCAUACAUAAGGAGAACCAUAAUUGAUGUGUAUGAGUUUGAAGAACUAGGGAGAAACCUUGCAAGAAAAUGUGAUGGAUUACCUCUUGCCCUUGCGGUUUUGGGAGGCUAUCUAUCAAGGAAUCUAAACACACAAACAUGGUGUGAUAUACUCUUGGAUUGGCCAUCAACCAAGAAUGGACAGAUGAUGCGAGAAAUACUAGCUCGCAGUUACAAAGACCUGGCAAAUCAUCACUUGAGAUCGUGUUACCUCUAUUUUGCCGCUUUUCCAGAAGAUUACAAAAUAUCUGUGUUGGCUCUUAUUGAAGUAUGGAUAGCAGAAAGAUUCAUUCCGCAUUUACCAAAUCAUAAACUAGAAGAAACAGCACAUAAGUAUGUACUCGAGUUGGCUCAGAGAAACUUGGUCCAAGUUAUUGAGAGAAGUGAGGUACAUGGAUGCAUUCUAACAGUAAGAAUUCAUGACAUUCUACGUGACUGGUGCAUAGAAGAAGCAAGGCAAGAUGGUUUUCUUGAUGUCAUCAACAAAACUGCAGGACAAGGUGGUCCAUCUUCAUCUAAUACCAUGAUAUCAUAUCAUUCUUCUGUCCAAAACUUGAAUGGCGAUCUAAUUUGCCAUGAAAGCAUAUCUAAUUCAGCACGAACACUUAUUGUCUUUAGAAUUCCUUCUGUAUCGUUGUCCAACCAGCUAAAAUUGUUGAGGGUUCUUCAUGUGGAAGAUUCAAGUCUGGAAAAUUUCUCCAGGAUAAUUGGUGGGUGCAUUUACCUAAGAUACAUCAGGCUUAGAAGAUGCAAAGGUGUGACAUUGCCUUCUUCAAUAGGACAACUCCUUUACUUGGAGACUAUAGAUCUAAAAUGCACACAAAUGGACUCGGUAGUACCAAAGUCCCUCUGGGAUAUCCCUACUUUAAGGCAUGUUUAUCUUGGAAAUGAGUUUUCCCCACCAAGGAGUCUGCGACAUAAAGAGCUCCAGACCUUUGAGUUAUAUCUUACGCGUGCCGAAACUAAAUACCGACGUCAUAACAUGGUUAUUUUUUUGGGCCAGAUGAAUCAAGUAACAACCUUCUCUUGGGCGAUUAGCCAUAUCCCGUUAGAAGUGAUUAACAUAUUUGCAAACAUGCCUCAUCUUGUCGAUAUUUAUCUCAACAAAUUUAGUGUGCUCAAGACGAUCCCCGCUAAGUUCCCACAAAGCCUACGGUGUCUUGUUCUAUUUGCUGAUAUCAUUGAACAAGAUCCGAUGCCAAUGUUGGAGAAGCUCCCAUCUCUUGUGGUGCUGGAAUUAUCCGGAUAUCGUGGCCGAAUCAUGUCCUGCUCUGCCAAAGGGUUUCAGCGCAUGCAAUCGCUAAAACUUGAUGAGUUCUCCAUUGAGGAGUGGCGGAUGGAUGUUGGGUCGAUGCCAAGGCUUUCCCACCUUGCACUUCGGAGAUGCAGGCAAAUAGAGAAGCUCCCCGAGGGGUUGUUGCAUGUUCGGCUCCUCAUCGGUGAUAUUGAACUGUUCAAUGUGCCUCAGAUUACCGAAGAUGAUAAUAUAUUGUAUGAGCUGCAAAGCAGAGGAUGGAAGGUAUGCACAUAUGAAGCUUGUGGAAAUAUUAUCGUUUUUGGAGUCAAUUAUUGUUUAUUAGCUGGAUCGGCUUAA
Molecule: messenger RNA, 2673 nt
Organism: Triticum turgidum subsp. durum (durum wheat)
Lineage: Eukaryota; Viridiplantae; Streptophyta; Magnoliopsida; Poales; Poaceae
Source: the annotation of a GenBank genome assembly